Molecule: messenger RNA, 984 nt
Organism: Xenopus tropicalis (tropical clawed frog)
Lineage: Eukaryota; Metazoa; Chordata; Amphibia; Anura; Pipidae
Product: cyclin-O protein B
Exons: 1
Coding region: 1-984 (327 amino acids)
Source: RefSeq, a predicted model, not a curated record
AUGGCAAAUUUUUUCAACAAGAGAAAGAGAGAGGCUAUCCCUGACACCCAGGAGGGAAGCCAUCAUAACCACUGGUGCUACUGGAAGAAGCCCAAGUAUGAGUGCAGCCCUGCGCCACCUGUACAGGAUCCAUGGAACACCUUUGGGAACAUGGCGGAUACGCUGCAGACCUUCAUGGACUAUGGAGAGACCUGCUACAUGUUCAAGAAAAGCCUGGAAGAGGAUUUCAUACCUCACAACUUUUUAGCAAAUCAAAGUGACAUCAAUGCAAAAUGUUGGAAGGACGUCGUCAUCACCAUGAUUAUUGCACACAGGGCAUUUAAACUGGACUUUGAGACCCUGUGCCUGGCUGUCAACUAUCUGGAAAGGUUUCUGGCCUGCACUCCCCUAAAAGCUGCCAAUCUGAAGGUUAUGGGUGGCACUUGCCUGUACUUGGCCUGCAAAGUAAUGGAAAAAAGCCUUCCUAAAAUCAACCAGUUUCUAGCUCUGUUCUGUGAAGAUGGAUUCACAGCUCCAUUAAUGUCCUAUUUAGAGCGGUUGGUAUUAAGGAGGCUGUGUUUCCGUCUGGGGGCUCCUACCAUCGAAUAUUUCCUGGAACACUUUUCCCUUCGAAGAGUGUCCAACAAGGAAUGUCCGGCUGCCAAAAUCAACAGAGCAGCCAAUGCCCUUACAGCUGCUAGAGGCAUCGCAGCACUGAGCAUGACAAAGUAUGGCUUCCCUGCCUACCCACCAUCUCUAUUGGCUCAGUGCUGCCUUACAGCUGCAGACCAAAUCUUCCAAUAUGACCCCUGGAACAGAGUGCACCCCAGAGACUGUUUAGGCCCCCUAUGGCAGGAGUGCAUGGGUAACAUCACCCACCUGGUAUCAGUCAACAAGAUCUUCUUUCACAAGAUUAUGCCAGGUGUGUUUCCAGAAACAUUUCCAGACUUGGUUCCACCACCCACCAGGAAUCUGACCAAUCAUGGAGAUGAGCAGGCGGCCUAG